GAGUAGGAGACAUCCACGAUUACUGCUGUACACCACUACAAUAACUGAUGGCUUGGUCAUGUCCAUCGGAACUUCUGAAGGGGCUGACUCUGUCGGAGAAGAAGAGCCUCGCUGGUCUUGUGGCGGUGUCCCUACCGGCCGAUGACCUAGCGGACGGGCUUUGGAGCCUGACUCUCCUCGAAGACAUCUUGCAGCUCCUGGGCCUUGACAAAGACCUCGCAGAGGGAUUAUACCCAAUCACAGAGCGAUCCCGCCGGGGGCUGCCGCGGCCCGCGGACUCGAAGGCAGCAUGGGAGGAAAGGGUGGAGCCGUUUCGCGUAUGCCUCCCGCCGUUGGGAGAGCCGCGAUCGGUGAUUCUGAGGGAUCUCAUGGUGAUUGUGGCGCUGCGGUGUGGCUACGAUGCGAGAACGAGGGUAACCUUCCGAAGGGUCUGCGACGCGAUGCAAGUCCAGUGGCACCCGCGGGUCUCCGAGGUCGAGAGCACGUUGGCGAGGAAGGUCUACGAGCGAGUCGCCAGGGAGCGGGAGCGGGAGCUCCGCACCGACCGCUGGCGGGGGUUUAAGAUUGGCGCCGCCAUGAUAGGGGGGGGUACCCUGCUCGCGGUGACGGGCGGUCUGGCGGCCCCCGCGCUCGCGGCGGGGAUAGCGGCGAGCUCGUCCGUCAUCGGGGCCACCGCGGCGGCUACCCUCAGCGGCUUCGCCACGACGGCCUGGAUGGCGACGCUGUUCGGGGCCGGUGGGGCGGGGCUGGUGGGGUACAAGAUGGACAGGCGAACCAAGGGCGUCAAGGAGUUUGAGUUCGAGUCCGAGACAUCGGUGGGCGAGGAGAUGUGCGUGUCGAUCUGCGUCCCCGGCGUUCUCAAGGAUAAGGCGGAUCUGCAGAGGGGGUGGGGGGUGGAGCCACGAGGCUCGGACGUUUCCGCGAAGGAGCGACUGCGCCGCUUCUACUAUGUCCACAACAGGGCCAAGGUGCGUGAUGUGGAAGACAUCCUGGUAGCCUACGACGGCAAGGAGUCGAAGCUUUGCAAGGCGCUCCACGACAGGUACGGGGCUGACCCCAGGGAUCCGCCGACGAGGGAGGCUCUGGCACGCGCGGAGGGUCGCAGAGUAGAAGGGGUCUCGCAGGAAGACCUGGCGAGGGAUGCGGCGGCUAUCGAGCAGCUCAUGGAGGCCGUGUUGUUGAAGGAGAAGCAGGAGACGGAGAAGGCCAAGGCCAGGGCUGUGGAAGAAGCCAAGCUCGCCAAGGAGGAGCCUGCCAGAGACGCCGGAACGACCCUUCCUUCUACGAACCCCGGGGACAACCGGAGACCAUCCCCUACCCCAAGGAACGCCUUUGGGCGGAAACCCGCGGCGACGACCUCAGCCUCCCGUCACGGAGGGGAUGAUCGGAUGCCAUCCCCUGCCGCCACAAAGGCCUCCAGUACUGCAGCAGGAAGAGGUCCGAGCCCCGAAGCCCCCUCGCCAUCGGACGGCAAUCCUUUCACGGUCCCCGGAGUGGCGGGCACCGUGGCGCCCGCCGCCGCCGCAGUCGCGCCCACAGCAGCAGCCGCCGCAGGAGCACCGCCGCACCCCACCGCCGAGCCUCGGGAUUCAGGGGGCAACAGCGGAUUGGACACCGGAAGCGGUGACAGCGAUGGUCUCUUGCGGGACUGGGACCGGGGUCCCGACGGGCAGGUUGAAGCGCUUCGGGGGGGCGUAGGGAGUAUGUCGUUGGCGGCGGAGGUGGGGGCUGCUGCUGCUGCAAGCAAGGAGGUGGAGGAGGAGUCGGACGAGAUCCAGAUUUUUGGGGACCAUGAGAAGGAGGACAAGGAUUUGUUGAAGCACCGGGUUUGGUUCUGGCAGGACAAGCUGCCGCACACCGAUCAGUACGUGCUACGCUGGGAGAGCGACUGGCUCGUUACCCUGGGCAAGAGCGUAGAGACGAUAAUCAAGAGCUUAAGCCAAAGCGCCAUGCAGGAGACGCUCAAGUACACCACGCUGGCGGCGAUCAUGACGUCACUAGCCUGGCCGUUGGCACUGAUUUCACUCUCAAGCAUGAUCGACGCUGAUUGGACCAUCGGGAGGGAACGGGCGGACGUCGCGGGAAAGAUUUUGGCCGACGCGCUGCUUAACAGGGAGCAGGGGUGCCGGCCUGUCACCCUGGUGGGGACCUCUCUGGGAGCCCGGCUGAUCUUCGCCUGUCUCGAGGAGAUCGCAAGGCGACACGAGCUUUGGGAGGAGCAGAUGAUGGAGGCCGGUGGGGGGCAAGACCGAUGGGGCGGCGGCGGCGCCGGCUCGUCCGCCACCACAGCGGGGAGGGGCCCAUCUCGAAGCAAGAUGACCCGCCUAAAGAACGCCGUGACCCCGGACAACAGGGGCAAGAGCAAGGCCGGCCUCAACGGCGUCGGCGUGUCCGGCGGAAGCAGCAACAGCGGCGGCAGUAGCAAGAACGAGGCGAGGUGUGCCGCCGGCGUGAUCGAAAACGUUUGCCUGCUCGGUGCGCCUGUGGGAGCCACCGCGGCCCGGUGGGAGCGCGUUGCGAGGAUGGCCCACGGUAGGGUCAUCAACGGGUACUCCAAGUCCGACGUGAUCAUUGGCCUUGUGUUCAGGGCCAAGAGCUUGUCGCUGUCCGUUUCCGGCAUCCAAAAGGUGUCGGCGGUGGGCGUAGAGAACGUCGACCUCUCCUCGAUCGUCGGAUCCAACCACUUCAACUACAACCGCAAGAUGCCAGAGAUCCUUGAGCUGCUGGAUCUCGACAACACCUCCACGUAUAUCGGCCGCGGCGACUCUCCCGAGGAAAUCUCUCCAGCCGUUCCGACGGGGCAGCAUUUUGGAAGCGAUAACGUGGUGUACGGUACUACCGUAGUACCACCGUGAAGUAAAGCUUACACCAGGUGGAAUGUGAUACACACGGCGAAUUCGUCUCAUGCAUGACGUGUAGCAGAGCUGCCUCUUGUACGACAUGAGGAGGAGCCAUCUCAUGUAUGGCACGUAGCAGAGCCGCGUCCUGUAUGAUAUAGGCAGAGCGGUCUUAUGUACAUGAAGAGGAGCUGCCUCUUGUAUAACACGGGGCAAAGCCGUCUUUCUUAUGUAUGACAUAUGACAUCAGAAGCCGCCUCUUGUAUAACAUGAGAAAUGACCGUAACAUGUGGCAAAGCCGUCUGAUCUUCCGCAUGAUACGAGCCGAAGCCGUCUCAUGCAGGACGUGCGGUAAAGCAGGGACAGCUGGGGACAUGGUGUCGCUCGAGUGUACCCAAGCCAGGAUUCCUUUUUUUCUUGAAGUGCCUGGGCGUUCAUCUCUUCUUGAAAUAGGUGCAAUGUAGGCGUUAAGGUAGACCUUGGUUGGCUGGUUGGAUAUUCUUCGCUCCUGUUGUGGGGGAAGGUCCGUGGGAGGAUCAUACGCCCAAUCUCCAGAUCGUUCUCCAACUGUUGCCCAAUUGCAAGUUGGGGUUUCUGCAGCGACUGAAAGUCCGACUGUAUCAUUGUUUUGUGACAGAAAUCCAGUCUCAGAAGACCAUGAUAUUUGUUACAGAAAUCUCGGCCCAGUAACUGAGAGGUUAAAAUCAAGUCAUUUGAGAGCGGUC
Ectocarpus sp. CCAP 1310/34 is the source of this 3562-nucleotide messenger RNA. The record is from the annotation of a GenBank genome assembly. NCBI's taxonomy places the organism in Eukaryota, Phaeophyceae, Ectocarpales, Ectocarpaceae.